AUGGACCGUGAGGGGCCAAGAGGGCCAAGAAGAGGAACGUCUCAAGAGAAUGAACAGUGGAAGAAAGAGACCUUGGAGGAUGAAUUCUCUGGUGUGAGGCUGCAGAAGCUGGAACAACAGCGACAGCUAUUUGAGAAGAAGCAGCGCCGGAAACGCCAGGAGCCCCUCAUGGUUCAGGCCAAUCCUGAUGCUUCCCUGAGGCACCGGCGACCAAGGCGUGGGGAGGAGCGCUUCCAGAGUGACAGCAGCUGGGGCCUUGGUGUUGGGAGCCCUUUCCUCCAGGAGAACGUACCACAGGCACAUCUGCCCUCAGGGGCACACAGUGCCCUUGUCACCAUGAGCUAUGUCGGAGAUGGGAGUGGUGAGCGGGCCCCUCUACUGUCACCCAGAGGAGCAGUAUACACGCGGGGCAAUGGGCCUGCGGUCCGCCAUCUAUGCUGGCUCCCAGACAGCUCCGAUUCAGAUGUGGAGGAAGUGACCAUGGAAGACAUUCCUGUCAUCUCCCGACCUCCCAAGACGCACCUGGCAAACCGACGCAGGGGCUGGUUAGCCUCCCCAGGACCCGGGAUCAGUGAAGAGGAAGAGGUUGAACCCAAAGAUGCCAGAGUUGAAGACAAGACACCCAGCCCAGACCCAGACCCUACAGAAAACUCUGAUAGAGUUCAUGGAGACUCGGCAUCCUGCAAUAUGGAGGAAAACACAGCCAAAAAGAAUAUAGAAACAGCCUCUGGCAUUGGGGAUGAAGACCUGGAAAAGAAAGAGGCCACAGAGUCUACAGAGACAAACAAUGCCCUCGUGGCAUCCAAGGUCUUGCAAGGAGAUGGUGACACCAGUAACCACAAUGCUUGGAACAUGACCUGCCCCAUGCCUCGCACUCCAGGUCCUCGGCUCGGGGAGGACAUGGAAGCUUACGUGUUGCUCCCUGCACCCCGAGAACACAUGGUGCAGUGCCGCAUCGUCCGAAACAAGCAUGGAGUGGACAAGGGCAUGUUCCCUUCCUACUACCUCUACCUGGAGGCAGAGGAUGGUGUAGCACAUUUCCUUCUGGCUGGGCGGAAAAGGAAACGAAGCAAAACUUCAAAUUACCUCAUCUCCCUGGACCCCAAAGACAUGUCUCGCAAUGGGAACAACUUUGUAGGCAAAGUUAGAUCUAAUGUCUUGGGCACGAAAUUCACCAUCUUUGAUAAUGGGGUGAACCCUGAGCGUAACUACUGGAUUCCAGACAGUGCCCGGAUCAGAGAGGAGUUGGGAGUUGUAUGUUAUGAGACCAAUGUCUUGGGAUUCAGGGGGCCUCGGAAAAUGACCGUGAUCCUCCCAGGAAUGGACAGCCGGAAGCAGAGGAUGAAAGUACAACCACAAAAUGAUCAGGAUUCAAUACUGAGUCGCGUACAGAAAGGCGCUAGACAUGGGCUGCUCCUACUGCAGAACAAGGCCCCAUCGUGGAGCGACGAAAGCGGCGCAUACGUACUCAAUUUUCACGGUCGCGUCACGCGGGCUUCUGUCAAGAACUUCCAGAUAGUGCACCCGGAUGAACCGGACCACCUGGUGCUCCAGUUUGGCCGUGUAGCACCAAACAUAUUCACGAUGGAUUUCCGAUAUCCUCUUUGCCCGCUCCAAGCCUUCGCCAUCUGCUUAUCCAGUUUCGAUGGGAAACUGGCGUGUGAGUAACUGAAUAAAAUACCAUCCCUCACCAACUCUGUUCUGUGCGUUUGGAGAAAGCUUCACGCCAUGCCUCCUCCUCUCUUUUUUAGUUUUUUGAUACUCAGUCUGGUCUCCAACAACUAUGUAGCUGAGGCUUGCCUUGAACCUCCGAUCUUCCUGCUCUCUGAAGUGCUGGGAUGACAAGCAUGCACCUUUGUGCCUGGCCUUGUCUUUUAACAAUAAAUCUUUUGAUUAAUUUUUUU
This is a messenger RNA of Rattus rattus (black rat), 1904 nucleotides long. RefSeq names its product TUB like protein 2 (gene Tulp2). Gene Ontology annotation, cellular component: cilium. The record is from RefSeq and is a predicted model, not a curated record. Gene Ontology annotation, biological process: protein localization to cilium. NCBI's taxonomy places the organism in Eukaryota, Metazoa, Chordata, Mammalia, Rodentia, Muridae. The transcript has 13 exons. The coding region runs from base 1 to 1668 and encodes 555 amino acids.